This is a messenger RNA of Calidris pugnax (ruff), 1856 nucleotides long. RefSeq names its product acyl-CoA dehydrogenase, long chain (gene ACADL). The coding region runs from base 1 to 1296 and encodes 431 amino acids. The transcript has 11 exons. The record is from RefSeq and is a predicted model, not a curated record. Gene Ontology annotation, cellular component: mitochondrion. Lineage: Eukaryota; Metazoa; Chordata; Aves; Charadriiformes; Scolopacidae. Gene Ontology annotation, biological process: fatty acid beta-oxidation using acyl-CoA dehydrogenase; long-chain fatty acid catabolic process; carnitine metabolic process, CoA-linked. Gene Ontology annotation, molecular function: flavin adenine dinucleotide binding; long-chain fatty acyl-CoA dehydrogenase activity.
AUGGCGGCGCGGCUGCUCCGCCUGCGAGGCUUGGUGAGGGCCGCCGGCCCCCGCUCCUUCUCUGCCCAGGCCAGUCCUCUGCAAACUGAACAGCACGGCACAAAGCGCCCGGAACCAUCUUCUGCUAAAAGUUUGAUUGAUAUAGGCACUCGGAGGAUCUUCUCGUCAGAUCAUGAUAUCUUCAGGGAGAGUGCCAGGAAGUUCUUUCAGGAAGAAGUGCUGCCUUUCCACGCAGAGUGGGAGAAGGAGGGCCAGGUGAGCAGGGAGCUCUGGGAAAAGGCUGGCCAGCAGGGUUUGCUGGGUGUUGCUAUUGCUGAAAAACAUGGAGGCAUCGGAGCGGAUAUUCUCUCUUCAGCCGUGGUCUGGGAGGAGCAGAUGUAUGUUAACUGUACGGGCCCAGGAUUCAGCCUUCAUUCGGAUAUAGUCAUGCCCUAUAUUGCAAACUAUGGCUCUGAAGAACAGAUUAAGCACUUUAUCCCCAAAAUGGUGGCAGGCAAGUGUAUUGGAGCUAUCGCCAUGACAGAACCCGGGGCUGGCAGUGACUUGCAGGGAAUACGAACAUAUGCCAAAAAAGAUGGAAGUGACUGGAUUCUUAAUGGGAGUAAGGUAUUCAUCACUAACGGUUGGAUGAGUGAUGUAGUGAUCGUGGUUGCAGUUACAAACCGGGAGGCCCGAUCUCCUGCUCAUGGAAUCAGCCUUUUUCUGGUGGAAAAUGGAACAAAAGGUUUCAUCAAAGGACGCAAGCUGCACAAAAUUGGCCUGAAAGCUCAAGACACAGCCGAGCUGUUUUUUGAAGACGUGCGGUUGCCAGCCAGUGCCUUGCUUGGAAAAGAGAACAAGGGCUUCUAUUAUCUGAUGGCAGAGCUCCCUCAGGAAAGACUGCUAAUUGCUGAUAUGGCUCUUGCCAGUUGUGAAUUCAUGUUUGAAGAAACAAGGAAUUAUGUGAAGCAAAGAAAAGCUUUUGGGAAGACAAUUGCACACUUGCAGACUGUACAGCACAAGUUGGCAGAAAUGAAAACUCAGAUUUGCGUGGGCCGAGCUUUUAUGGACAACUGUUUGCAGCUGCACGCAGAUAAACGUCUGGACUCCUCCACAGCUUCUAUGGCAAAGUACUGGUGUUCUGAUCUCCAAAACAGCAUAGCUACACAGUGUGUGCAACUGCACGGAGGAUGGGGGUACAUGUGGGAGUAUCCAAUUGCAAAAGCUUUUGUGGAUGCCCGUGUUCAGCCAAUCUAUGGUGGUACCAAUGAAAUAAUGAAAGAACUUAUUGCUAGAGACAUUGUCAGUGACAAGUAGGGCAGACGCUUACUCCUUUGGAGAGUCUCCUGGCAUCCUUUUAUAUUAAUAUAUGGCAUAAAAUCAGACAUCAGAAUGUAAGUAAAAUGAAUGUGGUGUAUCAUAUUCUUUCAAGGAAGUGACAAUAUUAAAAAAUGCAUAUGGAGAGUAUCUAAUAUUUAAUGAACUUUCAAGUUAAAGAUCUUUGGAUGACGCACACUAAUUCUCUGGGUUCCUAAAGUUCUGGUAGCAAAAGGCAAUUUUGUGUCUGGAACUUUAUGGGUAGCUUGGUCCUUCAGACUUGACACCGUUAUAUUGAAUCUAACCCUCGCUUUUGGGAGACCAAUCUCUUCUCUGGGCAAGAAUUAACAAGUAAACAGAAGUUACAUGUUAGUAUACCUCCAAGUUUUUGUUUCCCCCUUGACAAAUAUCACUGUGUCCAAGUAGAACUUGCCACUUGCUCACAGGGCCUGGGGGGGGAAGCCCACCACUGACUGCUAUGUUUACACGUAACCCUGAAUGCCUUAUUUUUAAUCACUUUGUUCAGAAAAAAACCAACACAAUAAAGCAUUUCUAUGCAA